AUGGCGCGAAUCCAUCUCCUCGUGCUGCUCCUCGCCGCAUUCAUAGCUCUGGCCUCGGCCUCCUCCGCGCAGAGAUUCUGCAAGUGCACAUGCUUCAAGAACAGCACCAUCAUUCCACUCGGUCCGCAGCACCAGUCCGACAGCCGGUCCAUCCUCCACGACGCAUCAUUCUCGCCCCAAGACCAUGUCCCCCGAUCGGCGACGUCGUCAUGCUCCGAGUGCACCAAGGCGUUUUGCCUGAGUCAAGGGAUAGCCUUCUGCAAGGACGCGGAGGAAGACGACGUUGUGACCAUGUGCUUCCAGCGCGACAGCAACAAGGACAAGAUCAUUGUGUGGGGAUUCAUCUUUGGGACGCUGGGACUGCUAGGCUGGGCUGCGUUCAAGAGGGUGCUGGAAUGGAGGGAGGCUCGAUCAAUAGGACGGCCAGGCGCCAGUUAUGCAGCCGUGGGCAGUAAUACUCGAUAG
This is a messenger RNA of Trichoderma atroviride IMI 206040, 465 nucleotides long. RefSeq lists its product as uncharacterized. The record is from RefSeq and is a predicted model, not a curated record. NCBI's taxonomy places the organism in Eukaryota, Fungi, Ascomycota, Sordariomycetes, Hypocreales, Hypocreaceae.